Messenger RNA from Salvia hispanica, 1269 nucleotides. Lineage: Eukaryota; Viridiplantae; Streptophyta; Magnoliopsida; Lamiales; Lamiaceae. The record is from RefSeq and is a predicted model, not a curated record.
UGGAACAUAAUUAUACUGCCCUGCCCUGCCCCCAAUUCCACAACCGCUGCAAUGGAACCAAUUGGCGGCGCCACACCCUUCCGCCGCCACCACAAGGCGGCCGAGAGAUUCCUCGGGGUGCUUCAACCCCAAUCCCCCUCCUCCGCGCCGCCUAUUGAGCUCUCCGAGCACGAUAUCUUUAGCACUCCGUCGGGCUAUUCUUCGCCUCCUCCGCCAACUCAUCGGAACCACUACGGCAUCCUGUCGGCUCUCAACGGCACCAUCAAGAUCCGAUCCAGAUCCGAACACGACGUCCACCCCGUCUUCAACCACAAGGCCUCGAUUGCGCCCUCGUCUCGGAUGAUGAUUCCACGGCCGCCGCCGCCGCAAGUGGAUAGGGUGAGGGUUUACCAUCAAUCGGCGCCGGUGAACAUUCCGGUGAUGCCGGAGGCGUUGCGGAGGAGGGCGGAUGAGCUGGACGACGCCGUUUCUGAUGGAGAGGAGGAAGACGAUGGCAGAGUUAGAUUACCGCCGCACGAAGUGGUGAAUUCUAGGGAUUCGCCGAUGCUUGCGUGCUCAGUGCUGGAGGGGACUGGACGGACUUUGAAAGGGAGGGAUCUCCGGCAGGAGAGGAGCCCAAUUAGUUUUCGCUGCUCAAUUAGAGAAUCACACCUUGUUUCAUGAUGAGCAGAGUAGUGGUGGUGUGGUUGCAACAGAGCCCAGUGUUUGAACUUUCACUAUUUCAGAAGUUUCAGCUAGAAAAACUGCCACUUCAAUUUAGUUUCCAAGGAUGAAGGCAACAUAUAUCUAAGAUGGUUGGCAUUUCCCAGCUGGAACUAGACAUCCUUUCUGGACCGACGUGGCAAUGAAAAUAUUUAAUUUACAAAAUCGAAUUUUGGUGUCGUGUUACUUGGCCUUCUCUUAUCUUUGAAGAAGACAAGAAGAUGAAAUGAAUGGUGUCCUGGAAGAUAAAAUAGGUGGCCAACUACCAAAGAAUUUAAUGCAAUGCUGGAUUUGAAGGAUCUCUGAUGAAAAAUUACACUGAUAAAUCUAGGUUGUUGGAACUUGGAAAUCCCAUGGUCCAUCUUCUUACACAUUAUUUGUUUUACCAGAUAGUCACUUUAAUGCCAUUAGGUGGAUCUUCUGCAACCUAGUUUUGUUAACAAAUUUAAUCGAAUCGAAUCUGAGUGUCACAAGUUUGAUAGUGAGAAUUGUUAGUGAGCAUAAUUGUGAGCUCUUAUCUACAUUUUUGUUUUAAUUCCAGACUGAAUAAAAAACACUGGAAUUGUU